AUGACACGCUUGAGAGACUAUGUCUCUCUGUUGGCCUGGGAAAGUCUUGGGGUCUUCCCAGAAAAGCUGGAAAAGGUGGCUGUGGGCUCCAUCCAGCAGCUGCUGCUGAAGCCAGAUCCCAGCGCUCCAGAUGACCAGUGUGAAGAGGACGAUCCUUAUGCUUCUGGUUAUGGGAGCGGAGCUGAAGACUAUGACGAGCGAAAUGAAAUGGAGGAAGUAAAGAAGAUUGUGGAGGAGAGAGAAUACACCGUGCCCCUCCCAGAUUUGGACCCCUCAUAUGCCGCCCCGGUCCGAGCUCCGCCUACUGAGGUGUCACUCAGUGAUGAUGAAGAUAUCGAGGAGUCCUCUGGAGAAGACUUUGAGACGACCACUGUCUUCAGAGCACAAAAAGGUGAACGAGGGGAACCAGGUCCAGCCGGCCCCCCAGGACCUCCUGGUUCUCCAGGAAAAGACUCAGGUGUGAGAGGGGAGCCUGGACCACGAGGUCCACAGGGACCUGCGGGAUAUCAGGGGCUCCCUGGACUUCCUGGGACACAUGGACAACCAGGAAGUAAAGGUGAACCUGGUCUCCCAGGACCAACAGGAUUCCCUGGAGAACAAGGAGAAACUGGUCCUAAGGGAGAAAAGGGUGAUCCUGGUGUUGGACGACCUGGUCCUCCUGGUCCUCCUGGCCCUCCUGGUCCUCGUAGCAAGUCUUUCAUGGAGGGGUCUGGAUUUGAAGACUUUGACAGUGAUGCAGAAAUUAUCAGGGGCCCCCCAGGUCCUCCAGGCCCCCCGGGACUGCCUGGACAACCAGGAACCCCUUCUGCAGGCAUUUCUCCAGGAUCUCCUGGAAAAGAAGGAAAGGAUGGAGCGAAGGGUGAACCAGGGCUCCCUGGAGUGGAUGGAAGGGACGGAGAUCCAGGACCUCAUGGAGAAAAAGGAGACAAGGGGGCGCCUGGUGUGAGCGGGCAGCCUGGACCAAAGGGAGAUCAGGGCCCACCAGGGUUUCCAGGUCUGCCAGGGUCACCUGGUCCCGAAGGGCAGCCUGGUCCCAGAGGUCUACCUGGACCCCCAGGCCCCUCAGGAAGAGGCUUUGUUGGGACGUUUGAGGACCUGGAAGGAUCUGGGAUGCUGAGUGGUCUUGGACCCAUCCCUGGUCCACAGGGCCCUCCAGGAACCCGUGGACCUCAAGGACCCAAGGGUAAAAAUGGUUUGGAUGGGAUCCCAGGAACACCGGGCCAAAAGGGGGAGCCAGGUGUUAGAGGACCACCAGGGCUUCCUGGUCUCGGAGGACUGAAAGGAGCACAGGGCCAACAAGGGGACAAAGGUGAUGCAGGACAAAAGGGAGAAGCUGGACGAGAUGGGCUCAGUCUCCCUGGUCCUCCAGGACCACCUGGACCUCCGGGUCCUAUUACCAACCUUCAGGAUAUACUGCUUAAUGCUACUUUUGGCGCUUUCAACCUCUCAGGGAUAUUUGAAGCUCAGGGAUCUGCUGGACCACAGGGUCCAAAAGGUGAUAUCGGGUGGCCAGGUUUGCAAGGACUUCCAGGACUGAAAGGCGAAAAGGGUGAGCCAGCUCCUGCCAUCGCAGCAGACGGUUCCAUAAUGUCAGACAUGGCUAGGCCAAUGGGACCUAAAGGAAUUAAGGGAGAUAAAGGUGUUCCUGGAGCCCAUGGGAUUGCAGGGCCAAUUGGGCCACCAGGACCCAAAGGAGAAUUUGGUUUCCCUGGACGACCAGGUCGUUCAGGGAUGAUUGGCCCCAAAGGAGAGAAAGGGGACCCUCAAGGACUUCCAGGACCACCUGGACCUCCCGGACCCCCAGGUCGUCCAGGAAUAUUCAACUGCCCCAAAGGAACAGUGUUCCCCAUUCCUCCGAGACCCCACUGCAAGAAGCCUCUCAACUCUGAAGGAACGAUCUCAACAGGUGACUGCCAGCCAGGACCAAAAGGAGAAAAGGGGGACAGGGGUCUCCCAGGAUUACCAGCUCCUGCAAGCACAUUUUUGCCCAAAUCAGCCUGGAUGACAAUCAGUGACAAAGGCAGCAAAGGAGAGAAGGGACAGAAGGGGGAGGCAGGCCAUCCAGGUCAACCAGGCUUCCCUGGGAGAUCAGGACUGGUGGGCCCCAAAGGGGAGUCUGUUCUUGGUCCUCCCGGUCAGCCAGGGAUGCAAGGCCCACCUGGUGUUCCAGGCUAUGGUAGACCUGGUUCUGUUGGUCCUCCUGGGCCACCAGGUCCACCAGGGCCCCCUGGGUUCCCCUCUAGAUAUGGUUCAGCUCUGACCAUUGCUGGCCCCCCUGGUCCCCCUGGACCAAGUGGCCCCCCUGGUGCUUCAAGUAACGCAGCAACUCUGAAAUCCUUUGCCACACGGGAGAUUAUGAUGCAGCAAACCUUGCGGGAUGAAGAGGGAACGCUGGCAUAUGUCAGAGCAACAGGAAGUCUCUUCUUGAAGGUUUCGCAGGGAUGGAAGGAAAUACAGCUUGGGAAUCUGAUUUACCUCUCCAGUAAUAUUAUACCACAAGAUGAGCCUCAAGCUGCGUACCAUGUCAGAAGAGAGACGGUGCAAAGAAUCAGUUCAGCAAAAGAAAGACUGACGCUGGUGGCCUUAAAUCAGCCGCACUCAGGAAACAUGUUGGGGCUCAACAUGGCUGACCGGAUGUGUUACCAGCAGGCCAAAGCCAUGGGUUUGACUCCCAACUACCGUGCUUUCAUUUCAUCCAUCAGGCAAGAUCUGGUCCUUGUCGUCUAUCCUGGUUUCCGGGACAAUCUGCCAAUAACUAAUCUAAGGGGAGACGUGUUGUUUCCAAACUGGCGAUCCAUAUUCAACGGUGGCGGUGGGCCAAUCAACAUCAGGAUACCUAUCUUCUCCUUUGAUGGCCGAGAUGUUUUAUCCGAUUCCUUUUGGCCUAAGAAAAGUAUCUGGCAUGGUUCCACCAGCAGAGGCCUCAGAGAUGAGGACAGACACUGUGAGACGUGGCAAGCAGGCGACAUCUCUGUCAUGGGACAGUCCUCCAGUCUGAUCUCAGGUCUGCUCCUGGGCCAGCAGACCCGCAGCUGCUCUAACGAAUACAUCAUCCUUUGCAUCGAGACACAUAAAACCUAUUAACUUGAGCCCAGUACCACUCCAGCAAGAAACCUAAGCUAA
Nematolebias whitei (Rio pearlfish) is the source of this 3123-nucleotide messenger RNA. Its product is annotated as collagen alpha-1(XVIII) chain-like. NCBI's taxonomy places the organism in Eukaryota, Metazoa, Chordata, Actinopteri, Cyprinodontiformes, Rivulidae. The record is from RefSeq and is a predicted model, not a curated record. The coding region runs from base 1 to 3084 and encodes 1027 amino acids. The transcript is spliced from 39 exons.